Molecule: messenger RNA, 747 nt
Organism: Gamsiella multidivaricata
Lineage: Eukaryota; Fungi; Mortierellomycota; Mortierellomycetes; Mortierellales; Mortierellaceae
Product: HotDog domain-containing protein
Exons: 2
Coding region: 124-612 (162 amino acids)
Molecular function (GO): fatty acyl-CoA hydrolase activity
Source: RefSeq, a predicted model, not a curated record
CGACAUGAAAAGCACUUCCCCGAACUUGUCUUCUCUCACUCCUUACCUUCCUGUAGGCCCUAUUCGCUCAUUCCUCCUUUACCUCUCCACUCCACUAAAUCAUUCCAUUCCUCACCUACUAUAAUGGCCCCCCAGCAUGUCGCACAUUUGAAGGAAUGGAUGGAACAAAUGAACAAGUUCGCGAACCGAGCGGACGAGGAUGGACACUUAUUCUCGCACGACUGCUUCGGUCGCAGCACGGUCGUCGAUGCGGACGAGGACUCGGCCGUAUUUGAAUACACCAUUCAAAAAUCCGACUGCAAUUUCUCGAACAACUUUCAUGGUGGUGCCAUUGCUACCUUGGUUGAUAACUUGACCACGGCAGCCUUAUUCACACGCGAACGUAAACAUUUUCAAUUUGCUGGUGUGUCAACCGAUCUGCAUGUCGCCUACGUCUCGGGUGCCGCGCUCGGCUCAACUGUCCUGGUCGAGUGCAGGGUCCACAAAGUUGGCGCGGGUCUUGCAAACACGACCGCGGUUUUGAAGGACAAGGAAACAGGCAGGGUCCUUGCUACAGCUUCACACACAAAGUUUAACACGGAUUCCCGAAUGGGCGGCGGAUCCAAGCUGUGAAGACGUUUCGAACGCCAAAUCCUUCCGUAAAUCCUUUUAGAACUCAUUGUAGAUCAGCUUUUGCAAAAUAGAAACCUACUCUUUUCGCCCUAUACUAUAUUGUAUUUCCUUUGAUUGUCUUCAAAACGUUUUCAG